Messenger RNA from Aspergillus mulundensis, 1086 nucleotides. Its product is annotated as H(+)-transporting V0 sector ATPase subunit d. Lineage: Eukaryota; Fungi; Ascomycota; Eurotiomycetes; Eurotiales; Aspergillaceae. Gene Ontology annotation, cellular component: vacuolar proton-transporting V-type ATPase complex; proton-transporting V-type ATPase, V0 domain; fungal-type vacuole membrane. Gene Ontology annotation, biological process: vacuolar acidification; proton transmembrane transport; vacuolar transport. Bases 1 to 1086 code for a protein of 361 amino acids. The transcript has 4 exons. The record is from RefSeq and is a predicted model, not a curated record. Gene Ontology annotation, molecular function: proton-transporting ATPase activity, rotational mechanism.
AUGGAGGGCCUGUUCUUCAACGUUAACAGCGGCUAUAUCGAGGGGAUUGUCCGUGGAUACCGGAACAGCCUCCUCAACGGGCAACAUUAUUCGAACCUGACACAAUGCGAGACUAUCGAUGACGUCAAACUGCAGCUGGCGCCCGCAUAUGGCGAUUUCCUCGGAGCUCUUCCUCCCAACCCCUCCACAUCUGCCCUGGCAGGCAAGAUGACCGACAAGCUAGUCGCCGAGUUCCGCUACCUCCUCGCGCAGGCUACGGGGUCGACUGCCCGGUUCCUAGAAUACCUCACAUACGGAUACAUGAUUGAUAACGUUGCGCUUCUCAUCACCGGAACCUUGCACGAACGUGAUACGCGAGAGCUUCUAGAGCGAUGCCACCCGCUCGGAUGGUUCGAAACCCUACCGGUACUAUGCGUUGCGACGAAUAUUGAGGAACUUUACAACUCCGUGCUAGUCGAAACUCCGCUGGCUGGUUUCUUCAAGGACAGUCUGAGCCACCAGGACUUGGACGAGCUCAACAUCGAAAUCGUACGAAACACGCUCUACAAGAACUACCUUGAAGACUUCUACAAGUUUGUCACUACACAUCCAGAUUUCAAGGGAACGCCGACGCAAGAAGUAAUGGCAGAGAUUCUCGAAUUCGAGGCGGAUCGACGUGCUAUCAACAUCACAUUGAACUCAUUUGGCACAGAGCUCUCCAAGCCGGAGCGGAGGAAGCUCUACCCCGAAUUCGGUAAACUGUACCCCGAAGGGUCGCUGAUGCUUUCUCGGGCCGACGAUAUCGAAGCUGUGUCGCUGGCCGUGAGCAUAUCCGCAGACUACAAGGCAUUCUUUGACGCCGUGGGUCUCACACAAGGAGGCGGGCUUGGCGGUAUGGGUGGUUCUGAUGGCAAGAGCUUGGAAGACUUGUUCUACCAAAAAGAGAUGGAGAUGAGCAAACUCGUUUUCACCCGACAGUUCACCCCUGCCAUAGUGUACGCCUGGAUGCGACUAAAGGAACAGGAAAUUCGAAAUGUCACCUGGAUUUCGGAGUGCAUUGCUCAGAACCAAAAGGAGAGAAUUGGAAACUUCAUCUCCGUCUUCUAA